Molecule: messenger RNA, 570 nt
Organism: Haemonchus placei
Lineage: Eukaryota; Metazoa; Nematoda; Chromadorea; Rhabditida; Trichostrongylidae
Source: the annotation of a GenBank genome assembly
AUGUCGUGGGAGUUCGCCACCCUGGGAGCAUAUGGUUUAUCCUUGCUAAGGGACUGCUCUGAAUUGAACCAACUUUCCGCCCAUAUCAGUGAACUCACUGACCAUGUCGCCAAAGCACGAUUGAGAGAGACGGAACUCACUGAAAGAGUGGCAAGAUGGGUGGAAUAUCUGAGAGAAGAAAAAGAGAAGAUGCUCAAACGGGGGAACUCCCUAUACGCUACUGGGACGCUUUCAGCAAUCGUUUCCGACGACAUUGAAUACAAUAUCAGCAUGCUCAUGAAAAUGAGAGAAAGAGUUGACAAGAAACUCCUAGAAAUCAAGCAAAGAAGGAAGGAACAUAAGUACCAAUUAAAAGAAAUGAAAAACGAAAUGCUACUUAUGCAUCAUCAGUUGGUAGAAUGGGACAAGAAAUACGAUGAGAUCUCUGAUAUCACAAAGCGAAUGAAUGUCAGUCGAAAACAGCUGCAAGAUCGAAUCAAAGAACAGCAACAAAAAGAAACAGCUGCCAAAGUCAGUCAAUUCUUUUUCAUUAAAACCACGAAAAUCCAAGAACUUCUCGUGGAACUUUGA